AUGGCCAAGUUAUUCCGAGCUGCUAUCAUGGGUCCUCCAGGAUCAGGGAAAGGAACGAUAUCCAAGAGGAUUGCGCAAAGCUUUGGCCUGCAAUAUCUGUCCAGUGGCCACUAUUUACGAGAGAGCAUAGCAGCAAAUACAGAGGCAGGUGUGUUAGUGAAGACCCACGUAGAGAGAGGCAUGCUGGUGCCUGACCAUGUGAUGACCAGACUGAUGCUGCCCAGACUGGAACAACUGAACAGCCACAGUUGGCUUUUGGAUGGUUUUCCACGGACACUCUCACAGGCCCUGGCCCUAAACAAUUUGUAUCAGCUUGACUUGGUCAUCAGCCUCAACAUCCCUUAUGAGACUUUGAGGGAGAGACUGAGUGACCGUUGGAUUCACCCAGGCAGUGGCAGAGUCUACAACAUGGGCUUCAACCCACCACAAGUGCAGAGUAAGGAUGACAUCACUGGGGAGCCACUGAUUCAGCAUGAUGAUGACAAGCCAGAAGCCCUGAUGGCCAGACUGAGACACUACAAAGAUGUGGCCAAGCCUGUCAUAGACUUGUACAAGUCACAAGGAAUCCUGCAUUCAUUUUCUGGUACAGAAACAGAUCGGAUUUGGCCUUAUAUCAAUUCUCUUCUCAGCACCAAGAUGCACACACAGCCGUUAGAUGCCUGCCAAUCUCAGACACCCUGACACGACUCAGAAUGAAAAGACCACAGGGAAACAUCUAGAGAGAGAAAGUGAUGAUGGGUAAUGUUCCUACAUGCUGGACUUGGCUAUUAGAUUCCUCAUUAACAGCAGGAUUUAGAGAAAUGGACAAGGACACUGAAACGUAGUCAUCCACUUUGUUUUGGAUAUCAUAAAAUGCUUUUUUACUUUUAUUUGAAGAGCUUUAUGAUUGUGUUGAUUUCUGCAUUACCAUAGUAACGUGUUAGGAUCCUAGUAGCAAAUAGCAAAACUGAUCAUCUUGGUGAAUCAUGAUUAUUACAGAAGCAGUCAACGAUUCUUUACAAAUUUGGAUGUUUAUUUGCGGCUGUCUGUAACAUACACUGAAUAUAAACCACAGCUCCUUCAAGAGAGGUGUGGCAAAACCAAAGGUUAAAAGCAAAAAGCAAAAAAUUAUAUAUUAUAGAGAACGAAAUAUUCCCUUCACAGUACAGCUCUCCAGUACUAAGAUUUCAUUCAUUAUGAACCAGUGACAGAGGGGUAUGUUAGCACCAAAAAGUCUCUCAGAGAACCAGUUUUUAAAUAUUUGGCUUUAUCAGCUUGGUGUUUCUAGAAUAUAUUCAUUACAAUUUGCACUAUAUAAACUGCUAUUCUUUACUUUUUGUGCUGGAAUGCUGCAGAAUGCUAUGCAGUCUUUCUUAGACUGGUACAAGCAGCCUUCACAGUCACUCUGUGGCUGCGAUGAAGGCCGAUGCACAUAAUAUAGAGUGCCUAUAAAGUUGUAACAUUCCUUUAAAUAUAGAUGUGGUUGCCUUGAAAUUUUGAACUUCAAAAUGCCAGAGAUUGUUGUUUAUAUGAUGUAAUGUUACAUAUAAGUGAGACCAUUUUUCAGGUUGUUUGAAUGUAUAAAUCAUUGUUGCAGGAUGAACAACUUGUUUAAUUUCAUUGUUUUAAAGAAAUUUUUUUUCUAAAUAUGGUCAAUUAAAGAUAAAAGAUUGUCAACCAAUAGAAACAAAAUGUGACUUUGCAUUUCACACUCACUAGUGACCAACCUGUGCAAUAAAGACCAACAAAUACGUUUUAAUUGUAUUUUCCAGCUCUUUUAAUACUGGCCAAGUACAAUUCAGAAGUUUUUUUUAGCACCUUUAUUCAUUAUGAAGAAACAGACACUAAUUGCCCAUAACUAACACACCACAUCAAGUACAACAUUACCAAUGUUUCUAAUCUAAUUUGUGGUAUCAAGUUUUUCUUCUUUUGGUGGGUUAUUUGUUUUCUAGAUACUAGGGAUAGAGAUACUAGUUUUACAAACUGAACCUUUGAAACAAUUUUGAGUUGACUUGGCUAUCACAGACGUGAAGAUAGGGACACCAAAUAUACCAAAAAGAAGCACCAUGACUGUUUCAAACAUUCAUAUUUCUGUUACAGAAACUUAGAUAAGAUGUCUAUGUAUGCAAAAUGUCAGCAAAUUGUUCAUGCUCUUGAUGGAAGUAUGAAGUUGAAGUUACAGGUGAUUUACACUUUGUUUUUGUAGUGAAGUGCAGAAUGAUCCCUGAAUGCCCAGACUUUGUUGUUGAAUUAAUGGGUGUGUGAUGUGAAUGUGACCACACCUCCCUGCUGAUUUUUUUGUAUAUACAAUGCUGUCCAAACGUGUUACAUUCCAAGAAGAAUAAAACAUUUUUCAUCAUG
Messenger RNA from Scomber scombrus (Atlantic mackerel), 2340 nucleotides. It is a transcript of the gene ak4, whose product is annotated as adenylate kinase 4. The transcript has 5 exons. Gene Ontology annotation, cellular component: cytoplasm; mitochondrion. Bases 1 to 681 code for a protein of 226 amino acids. Gene Ontology annotation, biological process: nucleobase-containing compound metabolic process. Gene Ontology annotation, molecular function: nucleoside diphosphate kinase activity; ATP binding; AMP kinase activity. The record is from RefSeq and is a predicted model, not a curated record. NCBI's taxonomy places the organism in Eukaryota, Metazoa, Chordata, Actinopteri, Scombriformes, Scombridae.